Diachasmimorpha longicaudata is the source of this 1107-nucleotide messenger RNA. Its product is annotated as ATP-dependent DNA helicase pif1-like. The record is from RefSeq and is a predicted model, not a curated record. Gene Ontology annotation, molecular function: DNA helicase activity. The coding region runs from base 1 to 1107 and encodes 368 amino acids. Gene Ontology annotation, biological process: DNA repair; telomere maintenance. NCBI's taxonomy places the organism in Eukaryota, Metazoa, Arthropoda, Insecta, Hymenoptera, Braconidae. The transcript has 7 exons.
AUGAAAUAUUACGUCUCUAUUAAAGUAUUGAAUCGAAAAACAUCAGUAACAGCCCCGACGGGUAUUGCAGCUUUCGAUAUCAAUGGAUUGACUAUUCAUAGAUACUUCCAGCUCCCCAUAGAACAUGAUGACGCACUGAAAUAUGUGCAGUUAUCUGGUAACUUAUUGAAACUUAUGAGGGAAGAGAUGCGUGAUGUAGAACUGAUAAUAAUUGAUGAAAUAUUAAUGGUUUCUAAUACUACAUUGUUGUAUAUCAAUCAGGGACUCAUGGAGAUAUUCGAUACUUUCGAGCAGACUGAUGAUCCACCGUAUGUAAAAUUGUCAUCAACGGAGGUAGAAAAGAGAUUGGGAUCAAUGUCUAGUGCUAAUAUUUGGACGGAUUUAUUCAGUUAUGAUGAGUUGACGAUUAAUAUGGGUCAGCAGAAAGAUAGAGCAUAUGGAGAUCUUCUAUCUCAAUUGAGGGUUGGCAUGAUCACUGCUGAAAACAUCAAAAUAUUAGAAUCAAGGCAGUUUGACAUUGGCUCAUUGAAAACUGCAAAUCGAGUACAUCUUCUAUGGCAGUAUAUAAAAAGUUUACCGCCGGAUACGGUAUGUUUACUUUCAACGCAGGAAAUCGUACUUAUCGCUGAAGAUUCAGUAGAUUGUCGGGAUCACCGGCUCAAGAAAAAAGCCAAGAAAAUGAUAGAUGAAGAAGAAAAAGGCGACCGUUCAUCUGCUGGAUUAGCAAAAAUCAUCACCAUUAAAGUUGGUUCGAAGAUUAUGUUAGUUGUAACAACAGUUACUAAAUCCGUUAGGAAGACAGUAGAAUAUAUAAAUUCUAUAACCGUUUGCCUAGAAUCGGGGAAAGAAUUCGAAAUUGAACGUAUCGACAGUCAAGACUUGAGUUUACACAAUGCUGUUAUGGAUGUAGGACAAGCCAUAUUUUCUUCGUGCCAAACGUACGUCGCUCUUUCAAGACUUCCAUUACGGCCAUUGAAGAAUAGCAUAGACUCAGGGCAAAAUACAGACUUGAUAUUAAACAAAUACCUCUGCCCGAUAAAUAUUGGCCGAAGAUAUGGGACACUGAGUGGGCUUUUGAAAUUGGUUCAAAUGAUGAGACGAAUGUAG